AUGGAAUGUUAUUUGCCGGAUUUUGAGGAGGAAAGCGGAAGUGCUGCAGCAGCUGCUGCUUCGAAUAUGCAGCCGCAGCUGCCCCUGUUGAGAGCACGCUCGGAGCUGAUUUGUCUGUUUGAGGGCGUUUGUCAACGUCGUCCCGCAGACCUUCUGCCCAUUCUGCCCGAACUCGUCGAAGUGCUACUGGUCUGCGUGGAUCGUAUUCGGUUGAAGGAGCGUGGACUGGAUAUCACCUUCCCCGCCUUGCAGAGAUUCCGCAACGUGGACAGCCACACGAGGGCUCAAAAGAUCUGUGUUGGUGGCGCCAAUGGAUCCCUCACCUUCUUCGACUUCAAAACUGGCCGAUACUUUUAUACACAGGCUCACGACGGGUCAGUCACUGCGGUGAAGUUCAGCUCUGAUGGCCGCCAAAUGGCCUCGUACUCUCUCAACGAGAACAGACUCCGUCUUUGGCAG
This is a messenger RNA of Dibothriocephalus latus, 459 nucleotides long. The record is from the annotation of a GenBank genome assembly. Lineage: Eukaryota; Metazoa; Platyhelminthes; Cestoda; Diphyllobothriidea; Diphyllobothriidae.